Molecule: messenger RNA, 456 nt
Organism: Aspergillus puulaauensis
Lineage: Eukaryota; Fungi; Ascomycota; Eurotiomycetes; Eurotiales; Aspergillaceae
Gene: ubc2
Product: E2 ubiquitin-conjugating protein RAD6
Exons: 4
Coding region: 1-456 (151 amino acids)
Biological process (GO): protein polyubiquitination; proteasome-mediated ubiquitin-dependent protein catabolic process; DNA repair
Cellular component (GO): HULC complex
Molecular function (GO): ubiquitin conjugating enzyme activity
Source: RefSeq, a predicted model, not a curated record
AUGUCGACCUCCGCACGCCGUCGUCUCAUGCGUGACUUUAAGCGCAUGCAAACCGACCCUCCAGCAGGCGUCUCAGCCUCCCCGGUCGCCGAUAAUGUGAUGACCUGGAACGCCGUUAUCAUCGGCCCCGCUGAUACUCCGUUUGAGGAUGGUACAUUCCGGCUUGUCAUGCAUUUUGAAGAACAGUAUCCAAACAAGCCCCCAGGCGUCAAAUUCAUCAGUCAGAUGUUCCACCCGAACGUUUAUGGCACAGGAGAGCUCUGUCUCGAUAUCUUACAAAACCGUUGGAGCCCAACUUACGACGUGGCGGCGAUUCUCACUAGUAUUCAGAGUCUACUCAAUGACCCGAAUACAUCAUCGCCGGCAAACGUGGAAGCCUCGAACCUUUACAAAGACAACCGCAAGGAGUACAUCAAACGUGUACGUGAGACCGUGGAGAAGAGCUGGGAUGAGUAG